Molecule: messenger RNA, 6138 nt
Organism: Talaromyces stipitatus ATCC 10500
Lineage: Eukaryota; Fungi; Ascomycota; Eurotiomycetes; Eurotiales; Trichocomaceae
Product: fatty acid synthase subunit beta, putative
Exons: 4
Coding region: 1-6138 (2045 amino acids)
Biological process (GO): long-chain fatty acid biosynthetic process
Cellular component (GO): fatty acid synthase complex
Molecular function (GO): fatty acid synthase activity; [acyl-carrier-protein] S-acetyltransferase activity; [acyl-carrier-protein] S-malonyltransferase activity
Source: RefSeq, a predicted model, not a curated record
AUGGACACACCUUCGUCGGAGAGGUUUCCUACUGCUCCUGACGGCCAAUUCCAUAUCGAGGUUGAUAACAUUCGGUGUACGACCUUCGUUAGUAGAGAGGACUUGGAGCAACUGAAAGAUCAGAGAGAGCUGUUUCUCCUAGCGCAUUCUGCCGCAUCGCAACAACGCAUCGUCUCAAAAGUCGAGCUCGCAUUAAAAUUUCUUCAGCAUCUUCUAGAUAGCAACGGAGCAUCUUCCUCAACUCGUGCUUUUCUCCAAGGAUUUGAAAAUCAGUUCCUCUUUGCAUCCGAACUACAUGUUGUGUUACAUUCUCUGCAUAUAGAUCCGCCGAUACGGAACACAUUGCUCAGUACAUACUACAAAGCCGUUUUUUUGAUUACAUCUGAGUCCACAAAUUCUUCCUCAAGUGCGUUAUUCAACGCCGCAAAAAGCGGACAGGUCACUCCAUAUGUCGUCUUUGGAGGGCAAGGUACAGCAAAUGCAACAUGUGUUAGAGAGCUUAUUGAUCUUUAUUCCACGUAUAGACCUUUCUUGAAAGAUCUCAUUGAUAUUGUUGGGGCCUUAUUAAGUCGUCUCUCCCGACUACCUCAGACUCGCGAGUAUUACUGUGGACGAUAUUUGGACCUGCAAGCAUGGCUGCACGAUCCGGAUCAGGUGCCUGGAUCUGACUUUGUGUCUGGUGUGACAAUCAGUUGCCCAGUAAUCGGGCUCCUGGGGCUUGCACACUACUGUGUCACAUGCAAGGUGUUAGACGUAACUCCGGGCGACAUUCGUGACCUGCUGCGGGGUACUACAGGCCACUCUCAGGGAAUCAUCGUGGCUACGGCUAUAGCCAUGGCUGACUCAUGGAAAGCAUUCUAUAGCGCUGCAUUAACGGCAGUAGAAACCCUCUUUUGGAUCGGAUAUGAAUGCAAUGAUGGUUUGGCUCGAUCGUUCCUGUCGCCUUCUAUCAUUCAAGAUAGCGUUAGCAAUGGCCAAGGUCAACCUUCAUGCAUGCUGAGUGUUGCGGGACUAGAACGAUCGCGUCUCGACGAAGUCCUUAAUGUGUUCAACAAGUCUCUCCCAUUGACGACUCGAGUAAGUAUUGCGUUAGUCAAUACCAGGGAAAAUCUUGUCGUGGGUGGUCCUGCCAGUUCUCUCGCCGCUCUCGACAGAUAUCUUUGCACAAUCAAGGCGGAUCCCAAUAUUGAUCAGAACCGUGUGCCAUACAGCAAGCGCAAACCACCAAUUCAGCACCAGUUUCUUCCGGUUAGCGUACCAUUUCAUACCCAGUAUCUAUUAAAACCUGCCCAGAACAUAAAAGCGCAUAUUAGUUCCUUGAAAAUAGCACCCGAAAUGCUCAAAAUCCCUGUCCAUGACAACAGAAAUGGCCGUGACCUUCGCGAGCUUCCACCGGGAACAAACAUCCUGGAAGAAAUUAUUGACGCCAUUUGCUUUGCACCUUGUGACUGGCCAGCUGUACUAGAGUCGCUGGACGUGUCUCAUAUUCUUACAUUCGGCAGCGGCGGUAUGCCGGACCUGGUAUUGAAACUUGUUGAUGGCAAAGGCAUUAGAGUCAUCAGUGGAUCUGAUUUUGAGACGAGAGACUCAGAAAUGGGCAGUAAAGUGGACAUAUUUUCUCCAGUCCUCCUUUCGACAUCAACUAAGCUGGAAAGCUGGGCGGAAAAAUUCCAGCCUCGCCUCAUACAAGCCGCCUCAGGAGAAGUGCAAUUAGAAACAAGACUCACUAAAUUGUUAGGAGUACCACCAGUUUUCGUAGCAGGAAUGACACCGACAACAGUUCCAUGGGACUUCGUUUCCAUGGUCAUGAAUGCUGGAUACCAUAUUGAGCUUGCAAGUGGCGGAUACCAUAGUGCAGAAGAAAUGUCUGCCGCCAUUGACAAAGUGAAGGACACUGUUCCGGCCGGAAGAGGCAUUACCUGUAACCUGAUUUAUUCUAACCCCCAAGCGAUGACAUGGCAGAUUGCUAUGCUUCGUAGAUUGGCCAAGGACGGUGUCGCCGUGGAUGGUUUGACGAUUGGUGCCGGCGUACCAUCGCAGGAAGUCAUGAUCGACUACAUCACGACCCUAGGCUUGAAACAUAUUUCCAUCAAGCCUGGGUCCUUAGCAUCCGUCCGCGAGAUAAUAGAGAUUGCAAAAUCACACCCCCAUUUUCCGAUCAUUCUACAGUGGACAGGAGGCCGUGGAGGUGGGCAUCACUCUUUUGAAGAUUUUCACGUGCCUAUCCUCCGCACAUACAGCAGCAUCCGCCGUUGUCCUAAUAUCGUCUUGGUCGCUGGAAGCGGGUUUGGAGAUUCUGAAGACAGCUAUCCCUAUCUAUCCGGGACGUGGGCCACUCGCUUUGGCUAUCCUAGGAUGCCUUUUGAUGGUAUUCUCCUCGGGAGCCGCUUGAUGGUUGCUCGCGAGGCGCAUACGUCUUCCGAAGCGAAGAAGUUGAUCAUUGAAGCCCCCGGAGUUUCUGAUAGUGAAUGGGAGAAGACCUACGAUGGUGCAGCGGGAGGUGUUAUCACCGUCAUAUCGGAAAUGGGACAGCCUAUCCACAAGAUUGCUACAAGGGGUGUACUUUUCUGGCAUGAGCUCGAUAAGACAAUAUUUAGCUUGCCACGAAAGAAUCAAGUGGAGGCUCUGUUGAAGAAGAAACAGUAUAUCAUCAAGAGAUUAAACGCAGACUUUGCUAAACCGUGGUUUGGACAAAACUCCAAAGGAGAACCAGCGGACCUCUCGGAAAUGACUUACAUUGAAGUCCUACGUCGCUUGGUAUCUCUCAUGUAUGUUGCUCACCAGAGUCGCUGGAUCGCGACUUCGUACAUGAGGUUCGUUAUGGAUUUUGCAACUCGUACACUGGAAAGAUUGCAUUCAGAUGCGAAUAUUGAGAUUACGGCAACCGCAUUACAAGGCCCUCGUCUUUUUCUCGAAGAGUUCCUGUGGUACUGUCCUCAUGCUUCUUCGGAACUUCUUAACCCGGAAGAUGUCACAUACUUCAUUCUCCGAUGCAAGAAGCGUGGACAGAAGCCGGUUAACUUUAUUCCUAUCAUUGAUGAGGACUUUGAAACAUUCUUCAAAAAGGACUCUUUGUGGCAAUCAGAAGACAGCGAUGCUGUCAUAGAUCGGGAUGCUGGGCGGUGCUGUAUCCUUCAUGGUCCCGUUGCUGCUCAGUACUGCAACACGGAUAACGAGACUGCAAAAGAGAUCCUGGAUAAUUUUAACGCAGGACUAAUCAGAAAUGUCAGAGAAGACUUCUACCCAAGUGGGCCAACACCACAAUCCGAAAAUACUAGCCUCUCAUCCGAGAGCUGGUCUGUAGCAACUCCAGAAACCGACGUCCACGAUAUACACCAUACUUCUAUGGAUAGCAUUGCUAGCGGUGUCGAAGACCUAUUGCCUUCCACAAUACUCAUUCUUGGAAAAAUGGGCAACCCGUGGAUUCGUCCAUUGUUCAUGGACGAGUACAUUCUACACGGCCGCAAUCGCAGAAUAAAUCCAUUUCGUCGAUUAAUCCAGGAGGCAUGGAAAGGAACGGUAGAAGUCGAACCCGAAACCUCAUUGAUCACCAUAUCCGUACAUAAUGAGGACAGCUCUGGUAGUAAGUCCAUUGUUAAGAUCUCCGCUCGCAAUGUCGCGGACAUCUCUGUAGAGCUUUCAUUCCCCAGCCCUCACGGUACUAAACCAGUUGUUCUACCACUGGCCUUCCGUUAUGACCAAACGAUGGUACCAUACGGAAUAAGUGAAGUUACGGCUAGUCGUGAUGAUUCUAUCAAAGCAUUUUAUAGUAAGGUGUGGUUCGGAGAGGACGUCAGUGCUUGUACGGAAGAAGUCCGUUCUACAAUCUGGGGCCCUGAAAUGACUCUUACCUCGGAAAUGCUUCAUGAUCUACUUAACACUGUAGGUCGAGCAUAUACUUAUGGGAAGAACACUGGCCAUGGUUCUCAGACAUUCCCAAUCAGCGUUGGCAUACUUGCUGCGUGGGAUGCGGUAGCAAAACCGCUCGUAUUGAGGGUUAUUCCUGGUGACAUACUGAGGCUUGUUCAUCAGUCAAAUUCUGUUGAAUAUAUGUCAGAUACGGCAAAUCUUCGUGUUGGAGAUGUGAUCAUGUCAAGAGCAAACGUCAGGGCUGUAUAUAUUGAGGAUGCAGGAAAGUAUGUCACUGUCGAAGGACACAUCAUCUGCUCGAAUGAGCCAGUUCUAAAAAUUACUUCAACUUUUCUCUUCAAAGGAACCUUCAAUGACUUCAAAUCCACAUUCAGAGAAACUCAAGAGCCGGACAUGAUAUAUGUGGUGUUUUCUGAGCAAGAAGAAGCUCUUAUCAAGGAUCGAGAAUGGUUCCAUCUUGAAGAUCCCCUGCUGUCUUUGAUCGGUAAGACUCUACUGUUCAGUUUGAGAACUGAAGUGACCUGGAAGAAUAAGGCAACAUACAAUACAUUGAAAGUAUCUGGCCAUAUCUAUCAAAGAAGCAGCCUCGGCCAGAUUCAAGGAAUAGGCAGCGUGAACUUUGAACAUGGGGAGUGUGUGGGCAAUCCGGUCAUGGACUUCUUAGAGCGAAGAGGGUCACCAGCCGCCAAAAAGACCGAUCUGGCAAGUCCUGGUUGGACUGGUGUAUCAUCGGUGGAAGUCCAAAUGCCUUCUAGCAACGAAAUGUACACGCGUGUUUCCAAAGACUAUAAUCCAAUCCACAUGGCAUCUGUGUUUUCACACUGGGCCGAACUUCCUGGUACUAUCUGUCAAGGGAUGUUCACUUCGGCCAUUGCUGUCAGCGCUGUGGAGCAUUUGUCAUCCAAUGGUGAAUGCCAUCGGCUUCGAAGAUUUACUGCUACUUUCACAGAUAUGGUGCUACCCGGCGACCGACUUGUAAUACGUUUGAAGCACGUGGGAGCUAUUGAUGGUCGACUGGUCUUCAAGGUGUCCGCUCUCAAUAAAGACAGCGAUAAUAUAGUAUUGGAGGCAGAAGCGGAAGUAGAGCAGCCACAAACCGUCUUCUUAUUCACAGGGCAGGGAAGCCAAUUACCUGGAAUGGGCAUGGAGUUGUAUGAAACUAGCGAAGUGGCUCGCCGCAUUUGGGAUGAGAUAGACGCCUAUAUCUUUGAACGAUUUGGUUGGUCGGUAAUUGACAUCGUGUCAAAAAAUCCGAAGAGCAUAACUAUUCAUUUCGGAGGCAAGCGUGGGCGUCAACUGCGUGAAAACUAUCUUGCAAUGGAGACAGAGAUUGCAACACCAGACGGACGUACAAUUCGAAAGACAUUAUUGCCUGGGUUGACAAGAGAGUCUCGCUCGUACACUUUCUCCUGCCCAUCCGGACUGCUCUUCUUUUCCAGUUUCGCACAGCCAGCAAUCGUUUUGGUCGAAAAGAUCAUGUUUGAAGAUAUGAAGAGCCGAGGACUAGUUCCUCUAAAUUCGUUUUUUGCUGGCCAUUCACUCGGUGAAUAUGGGGCUCUUCUGGCUUUUUCCGGAUUUAUGACUACAAAAGAAUUGAUGGAGUUGGCAUUUUAUCGUGGUUUAUCGCUACAAUUUGCUAUGGAGCGAGACUCAGAAGGCGAGACAAACUAUGGCAUGGUGGCGGCCAAUCCUCAGCGAAUUGGAAAAUUUUUCAAUGAGAGCUCUCUACGGCAGAUAGUUCACAUGAUUGCGAUGCAAAGCGGUGAACUCAUCGAGACAGUGAACUUGAAUGUGGAGAAUGAGCAAUACGUCUGUGCAGGAACACUAAAAAACCUAUAUGUCCUCGAAAAUAUCCUGAGUUACCUAUCCACGAUAUCCCAUGGAGCAGAAUUGGUGGGCGAAAUUAUGACUACCAAGGACGAUCUUUCUGCAACCAUAAUCGGUCAACAGUUAGCAGCCAGCCUUCUGGAAGCAAACGCACUGCCCGGCCCCAUUCAAUUGAAGCGCGGUAAAGGCACAAUUCCCAUUCCAGGAAUUGAUGUUCCCUUUCAUUCUUCUUUCCUACGCCAAUCUGUGGCCUCGUAUAGAAAAAUUCUCCAGCGACGAAUCCCUGAAGAGAACAUACACUUGGACCGACUUCUAGGGAGGUGGAUACCCAAUGUCAUGGCAAGGCCCUUCUCCAUUAACGAUGACUACCUGCAGGAAGCAGCCGAGUUAACGAAAAGCCCUAUCUUGGCAGAACUACUCAAUGGGCCUGUCACAGUUUAG